UAUAAUUCUGAGCUAUAUUCACCACUGGCUAUAUAUAUUCUAUAUGGUGAAAAAAUAUGAUGAUGGUCAUAGUUUAGGAUAUAUCUUUAGACUGUGAUAAAAUGGUGUGGUCAUGCUGGCACAGCUCAAUAGUAAAGACAUACAAUGAAGGAAUGGGGCAUAUCUUUUGAUAAACAUCGUUUGUCGCCAUCUGAUACCUUGACAUUGACCUUGUUGUCCAAAAGAAAGUAUUUAACUAUGCCAACAUUAGGAUUCUGAGAAAUAAUUUUUGUAACAUUCUAUUGCUCCAAGAACAAUGAAGAUCUUAACUUGGAAUAUAAAUGGCAUCAGAUCUGUAAAGAAAGAGCAGACCCUUAAAGAACUGUUUGAUUCUCUGGAUGUUGAUGUUAUAUGUUUGCAAGAAACUAAAAUUACAAGAGAAAUGCUAGAAGAAGAGACAGCUAUUGUGGAAGGCUACAAUGCAUAUUUCAGUUUCUCAAAAGUUCGAAGUGGCUACUCAGGAGUGGCAACAUUUUGCCGCAAUAUUGUAACACCAGUGAAAGCUGAAGAUAAGAUCCACUUGCCAGAAAAAUCAUCUGAUCCUAAUUUAGUUCAAAAUGAGAAUGUCUUUACACAUGAAGAGCUUGAAUCGCUGAAUGCAGAAGGACGCACUAUUCUCACAGAACACCUGGAUGGUGAAGGCCGCCAUGUUGUCAUAAUGAAUCUUUAUUGCCCAAGAGCUGAUCUGGACAAUAAAGAAAGAAUAGAAUUUAAACUCAAAUUUUAUACCCUGGUUGAAGAGAAAUGCAAAAGCUUGAUUCAGGAAAACAAGCACGUGAUUACGCUGGGUGAUUUCAAUGUCUCUCAUAAACUAAUUGAUCAUUGUGAUCCAAACGACCCUGAGAUCUUCGACUCGAAUCCAAGCCGACAAUGGGCAAAUUCAUUCAUUUGGGUGGGCCAGUGCUCUGAAAUGAAAGAAAAACUCAAAUCCAACGACACCGCAGCACAAAAUGCAAAAUUCAUCGACACGUUUCGUUAUUUUCACCCCAACCAAGAAUCCGCGUUUACAUGUUGGUCGACUAAAACGGGUGCAAGGCAGACAAAUUAUGGAACACGUAUUGACUACAUUUUCUCAAGUUCAGCGUUUUUCAAUAGAGAAUUUGUAGAUUGUAUCAUACGACCAGAUAUUGAAGGUUCUGAUCACUGUCCUGUCGUCGCUUCUUUGAAAAACACUUUCCAAAAUUCAGGAAAACCUCCUCCUCUGUGUACAAAAUAUAUGCCCGAAUUCUCCAGAAAACAACAAAAACUUAAAGAUUUCUUUAAGAAGAAGGACGAAUGUUCGAACACAAGUAAUAUAAAGGCAAGAAACAGAGAGAUUCCGGUUAAAAGUUCUGAAAAACGGUCGGCAGAUUCGUCGUUAAAAAGUCAGGCAAAACGAGUGAAAACGAAUGGGAGUACCUCGCAAGGAAAAAUAUCUCAAUUUUUUAAAAAGAAAACUGAGAUCUAUGCUGAGACAAGCAAUUGGGAAAGUGGCAAAGACGUCAGCGAUAGAUCCGUAAAUGCAAAUGCAGAAAAACCUAAAACUAGUCUCGAAUGGAAUACAUCUAAUAUAGAACAAUGGCAAUGCAGUUCCCAACAUUCCAUGACCAAUUCAAGUCAAAGUUCAACAUCUACAAGCAGUGAACUUGAUUCAUCAAACACUCCGACAUUUCCAAAUCUAAAUCCUACACCACCUCAAGACGAAACACAGGAGGUGAGUAAUUCAGCUGCUGUGGUUUCAAGCUGGAAGAAUAUAUUGAAAGGCUUGCCACCUCCUCCGUUGUGUUCAGGUCAUAAAGAACCAUGCGUUUUAAGAACUGUUAAGAACAAAGGAACAAACCAUGGGAAAAGAUUUUAUUGUUGUGCACGACCUCAAGGACACGCCACUAACAAGGAAGCGAGAUGUAAUUUUUUUAAGUGGCUUAAAAAGUAGGAUAACUGUGUACACUUUAGGAUUUAAAUGUUUUCUCAAAGAACUUAUUUCAUUUUCAUAUUCGUUUUGAUUAGCAAUACAGUCAGACUGUGAACCUAGUUUGUGAUAUCUUAUUCAGUAAGCCUGUUAGGAGUUCUUUCCAAAACUGAAUGAAUAAAAACAAUGCUUUAAGAGAAUAUGACAGUUAGUAACUUUUAUU
Molecule: messenger RNA, 2150 nt
Organism: Dendronephthya gigantea
Lineage: Eukaryota; Metazoa; Cnidaria; Anthozoa; Malacalcyonacea; Nephtheidae
Product: DNA-(apurinic or apyrimidinic site) lyase 2-like
Exons: 7
Coding region: 296-1951 (551 amino acids)
Biological process (GO): base-excision repair
Cellular component (GO): nucleus
Molecular function (GO): double-stranded DNA 3'-5' DNA exonuclease activity; phosphoric diester hydrolase activity; zinc ion binding
Source: RefSeq, a predicted model, not a curated record